Molecule: messenger RNA, 3007 nt
Organism: Drosophila albomicans
Lineage: Eukaryota; Metazoa; Arthropoda; Insecta; Diptera; Drosophilidae
Gene: lmgB
Product: MPN domain-containing protein CG4751
Exons: 1
Coding region: 14-1177 (387 amino acids)
Source: RefSeq, a predicted model, not a curated record
AAUUUUAUUUAAAAUGAUGGAUAACCCUGAGCAACAACAACGUCAACAGCAGCUGCAGCUGCAACAACAAAACUCUUUAGCUGGUCUGCCACCACUGCCAAAAAGUCUCAGCGCUGCUGCAACCACAAUCGGUCCUGCUGUUCCAGGACAUGGACAUGGACAUGGGCUUGGACAGAGUCAGACUCAAGUACGUUCCCACACUUCGUCGCCGUCGUUGCAGCUGCAGGCAGUGGCGCCAGUGGUAGCCCUAACCGUGGCCGCUGGAGAUCUCUAUCUGGGACCAUCCACCUCGACGGCGGCAGCAUCGCGGAAUCGCAACUACAAUGGCCACGGGCGCCACGGCAGCCUAAGCUCCACGCAAGAGUCGUUGAGUGAUCGCGAGAGCGUUCACAGUCGCGCCUCGUCCACCUACAGCGCUAGCGGAGGCAACGGUGCAGCUCAGCAGCACACACCAACGAACAACGCGUCCAGCACCAUUGACAACCAGCUGGCUAUAUUGCGACGUGAAAUGUAUGGAUUGCGUCAAUUGGAUUUGUCACUGUUGUCGCAGCUCUGGGCGCUCAACGAGUCGAUUCAGGGAUUUCGCGUAUUUCUACAAGAGCAGGACGCCAUCUCGCCCCCGUCGCGAUCCCGCACGCCCUCCGAUGCCAAUUCGCUGUCGUCAGACGAGGACGAUGGGUCCUAUGCGCCAGUUGCGGUGCCCAAGCUUAAUACGGCGCCAGCCGUGAUUGCGGCUGCUCUGGGAUCGCCAGCGGCUAGCGGCGGUUUGCCGACCAAACUCGCGACGGGCUCAACGACAUCGCACGCCUCGACAAGUUCAACAUCGGGAGCAUCCGGCUCUUCAUCAGCAGCCUCCUCCAUGGGCAAACACCAUCAGCAACAGUUACAGCAGCAGCAGCUGCCCCAUUAUCAUCAUCAUCAUCAUCAGCGAUCAGCAGCACCACCAGCACCGCCAGCUCAACACAAGGCACAUCCUCAGCUGCCGCGAAUCUUACAGCAACGCAUGCGGCAUGCGCCGCCUCCACCGCCUCCCACACGGCCCAAGGGUAGUGGUGGUGGAGCGAGCAGCAGCAGCAGCAACCACAGCAUAAGCAGCGUCACACAACAACAACAACAGCAGCAACAACAAUUGCAUCAACAUCAGCAUGCAGUGGGACAUCAUCAAAGGCCUGUAUGACAAAACCCGUUCUUGGACUAAGUCUACCAUGGUCCAAGAACGUAGUGCAACUAGAGACAACAAGCACAGCAACAUCAACAGCAUCAGAUACUACCACACCCAAACAACAAAUAAGAAAAACAAACAAAACAUUUCACAAAUGUCAAUUGCACAUUCAUCAAGGAGUCAAUUUAAAUCUGUUGAUUACAGUUGAAUCAUCCAACUCAUCCAUGCUUGCCAUUUUUGAACGUUUCCUUGCAAGCUUUUGUAACGAAUCUUUUGGUGUGCAUUCGACAACCACAAAAAAGUCUAGUGUAUUAUUGCGAAAAUGGCAAGGAAAUUGUAUUCAAUAAUAUUCUUUAAAUAGUAAAGGAUAAGAUCCUUCAAUAAGCUAAAUACAUAAAUACAUUUAUCGCUUAUACCAUAUAUGUCGCAUAUAUAUGUGUAUAUUACUUGCUACUUGGAAAUACAAAUCUUGCAUCGAAAUAAAUAAUAGUAGGGAAUCUUUUGUUGCAGAAAGUUCUUGAAUGGAUAAGAAAUAUUUGAUGAUGAUGUUGAAAUGAUAGAGCAAACACAUAUAUAAUUAGUUAAAUUACUUAUUGUACUACUUGAAGCUAUUCUAAAUAAUUAAAAACUAACACACAUUACCUACCAUUAACCAAAACUAAACUCUUGGCCUAAACACAUUAAAGCUAGCCAUUAUAUCGAUAAAUAUCCAUACAUUUUUCGUUGCACUUUAAAAAGAAACCUUAAAAUCUAGGUUCGAUCGCGUUUCUACUAAAAAGAAAAGUUACUAUGCGUAAUUACCAAUAUGGAGAAGCACUUAGGAAUCACGAAGUCCGAUUGUUUUUCUCUCUUUCGUGUCAGAUUUGAUCAAUUCAAUAGUGAACUCAAGAAAUAACCACUAUUAUCGGUAAUUUAAUUAUCCUCUGUAGACUCGGAAAGUAAAUACCCGCUUUAUAGGUGCUUGAGGAUAUAGAUGGAAUCUUAGAAUAUUCAUAUACAUAUAUGAAAAGUAACAUCGGUGCAGAGAAUAGAAAUUAUCUACACCAUCAAAUCGAUAAUACACAUAAUAAUAAUAUAUGUAAUUUGAAAUUGGAUAAAUUGACACGUUUGCUGAUGCUGAUGAUAUUCUGUACCCUAUAUAAACAUAUUCUUUAUAUUAUCGGAGAUGCCUCCCUCCGAUCGUUACAAUACAUUUACAUUUACACAAAUUUAUUACACCCACUCCAUUUAAUGGGUACUCAAAGGAGAUUUACAUUAAAUUAGUAUUGUAUCUUCGGCAACUGUCAAGGAUUAAUCUCAAGAAAACUCCUAUAUCAACAUUACAUGAUUCGUGUUUAUUCGAAAAGAAAAAACAAACAAUAUGCUAGCUUAGUUCGCGCAUAUCAAAAUGUAUGUUCGUAACGUAUGUGUAACUAACUAAUCGUAAGGAAGUUCAAGUUUUCUUCUAUAUUAGCAUUAUUUAUGAAAGAAACCAACAACGAUUUUUGGCCUAACCUUUUUCCUUCUUCAUAGAGAAUUCAAUCAAAAUGUGAAAACCAUGAGUCAAAUAAAUGGAUUUUUAUAUGAAGUGAAAGUAAUUGCAUUUAUUGUACUAGACACUUAGCAAUGUGCAGGAUAGUUUUCUAGUUCGAGGAAAACAUUCGAGAGCAAAAUCUGAAUCACUUUUUAGUGUGCGAUGUACGAACUAUUUGGUAAGCAAUUUGUUGAUAUUUAUAACUGGACGGUUGGUUUUUGUAAUGUAGUCAUAAAAAAAAUCAAACAAUAUCGUCGAUAUGUAACGUGUACUGCAAAUAAUUUAAAAGAAUGAAAUGAAAGAUCUGAACAAUAAAUAUCACCUUAAAUAUU